GCCCGCAGCUGAGCUGCCAAGCACUUUCGGCACGGUCGACUCGUCGCGUCGCGCCUAGAUUGACGCAACGAUCUGACCUGCCUCUCGACUUGCUGCCACAAUGGCAGACUCGAUUCCGACUGCCGAUGAAGUAUCGUCCUUUCGCACAGUCGAAGAAGCACCAGAAGCCGUUUUACCAGAAGAAAAGCCCUCAGUGACGGCCGAGACGGCUUCAGAGGCACCCGUGAAUAUUGAAGCACUCAUUCAGCUGGGCGACAAGCAAUCUGCCUUGACCAAGUACAGAGAUGCAGCCGAGACCUACUCUACAGCAGCAGAAGCAUUACGAGAAAAGCAUGGAGACUUGCAUAUGGCUUCUGUGCCUGUACUCAUUCGCUACGGUCGCGCCCUACUCAGAGGAGCAAUACAAGCUUCUGGCGUACUGGGCUCUUCUGCUCCUGCUACUGCUCCCGCCGAACCUGCUCAGGCGAAACAGGCCAAGCCUGUUGGCAAAUUGAUCGAAUUGUCGGAUGAUGAAGAUGACGAGCCGGAAGAGGAAGCGCAAGAAGAAGCAGCGCCUGCCAACGGCGAAGACGAAGAUGAUCUCUCCAUGGCAUGGAAUGUACUCGACACAGUCAGAGUCACGCUACUACGCGCUAUUGACGCCUCGAGUUCAGCAGACGAAAAGCGACUGCAUCAGCAUACCCUCGUGCGCGUUCACGAACUGCUAGCGGAAGUAGCGACAGAGGAAGAACGGUUCGAAGAGGCGGCGCAGGAAUAUGUUGCCGCUACUGAGAUCCAAACGAUUAUUCUACCUGAUCACUCUAGGAACAUGGCAAGUACGCACUACCUUGCUGCGCUCACCUUCGAGCAAGUCAUCUCAAACCCUGCACAAGCGAGAGAUGCCGCUGUGAAGCAUGCUGCAAUGGCAAAGACGAUCCUCGAGAAGAGGCUGGCUUUGUUAGACGGUCGUGCAGCAACAGCAGCCGAAAGAGAGAAAGCGGAAGAUGAAGCGGAAUCCGAUGACAUUCGACCUUUGCUGUCCGAGAUUGACGAAAAGAUCAACGAUCUGAAGACAAUGGAAAUAGGCGCAGGGACAGCAGCAGAUGCAAUCUUGCGCGAUGCUCUCGCUGUCACAGGUCAAGCUGAUCUCUCAAAAGCUACUCAGCCCACCGGCCCUGUGAACAGCCUUCAAGUAAAGAAGAAGCCAAAAGCAGCACAAGCGACGACGGCCAAGCGGAAAGCUUCUCCUGCUCUCGAAGAAGACAGCAAGAAGCAAAAGACCGGCGUGGAGGAUAAGCAGGCCAAGGUGGAAGAUGCUCGCGACGACGAAGCGUGAUGUGCUGAUUGUUGUACAAUCCCAUCUUUCGACAACAUUUUGAUUCAGUAGGGUCUAUGUUGAGACAGAGGCGUA
Messenger RNA from Mixia osmundae IAM 14324, 1390 nucleotides. RefSeq lists its product as uncharacterized. The record is from RefSeq and is a predicted model, not a curated record. Bases 101 to 1315 code for a protein of 404 amino acids. Gene Ontology annotation, molecular function: histone binding. The transcript is spliced from 3 exons. Lineage: Eukaryota; Fungi; Basidiomycota; Mixiomycetes; Mixiales; Mixiaceae. Gene Ontology annotation, cellular component: nucleoplasm. Gene Ontology annotation, biological process: CENP-A containing chromatin assembly; DNA replication-dependent chromatin assembly.